AUGAAUGCCUUUCCUCUGAAUGGCUCGACACAGUCGUCUUCCUUCACACCCGGCCAGCCCACUUCCGCCCCGAAGAAGGGUAGAACACGGCAAUCAGGCACGGCAUGGACUCGCUCAGGAUGCAUAACCUGCAAAAAAAGGCGCAAGGCCUGCGAUAAGGCCAAACCAAGUUGCAACAAUUGUUCCAAGCAAGGCCGGACGUGUGAGGGCUACGGAUCUAUAUGGGCAGAGCCAUUAGGUCCAUCAGCACAGGUGUUCUCACAGACGGAGACUUCAAAGCGCCGGCGGCUCAGUGCGUCCUCGUCGUCUCAACUACCUUUGCCUACGCCAUCCCCGUCCUCGGAUGCCUGGCUCGAGACUAGUUUAUCUCCCGAGCCGGGGACUUCCCUGAGCUGGUCUGUUCCAUCUUCUCCUCGGGGAUAUGUAUCAUUUGAUGCAGCUACCAGUCCGGUCCAGGAUGUAGAAGAACAUAGUCCUGGCCUGGAUAUUGAUUUGCAUAGCUCUGUCGCGGUGAUCCCACAGCCUCAGGGAUAUAUCAGUCAUCUCUCAACACAUGAAACUCACUACCUCCAAUACCACAUGGAGCAGGGAUCUCGACUGCUAGCAAAUCUAGAGAGCGACGAUAACCCCCCUUCGGCCGUAUGUGCCGUCUCGGCUCUUCAUCUCGCAAAUCGUUCCCAUGGCUUUGGAGCACGUACGGCUGCAGUUAAAUACUAUAGUGGAGCUCUCAGCGGACUUCGCAUAGCACUGGAUAAGUGUUCAACGGAGGUGUUCCCUGACGAUGCCAUGCUGGCAGUUGGUCUACUAUGCAAAUAUGAGAUCGUGCGUGGUAGCGUUAAGCAAUGGGUUGUUCAUCUCAAUGCAUUGCAGCGUCUGAUCGUUUCACGCGGUGGAUUUGCUUCAAUGGAUCGAGAUGCAGCCGAGUUCCUGCGUGGACUAUUCGUGUAUGGCUAUAACAUGGCCCGGAUCAGCAACCGCAAGUGUAUCACUUCCACAGACUUUUCUGUCGAUAGCGAUAUCGGUAUCCCAAAAUUGGACAUAUAUAUUGGAUACACAGAGGAAAUCCUCAAAUUAUGUGCACGCAUCGCAGAGCUGCCUUCCCUCCAAGCUGAUACGUUGGUUCUUCGACUCAGUAUUGCAUCCAUAAACGAAUCCCUCCUCGCCUGGUCUCACACUUCAACCCCUUACAUAAUUCACCAAGGGACGUCACCAGCAACCCUAACACGCCUUCAACUCGUGGCGGAAUGUUUCCGCGAUGCAGGGUUUGUCUAUCUCCACUCAAUCAUGGAGCACAUAAGCAGAACCUAUCCAGAUUCCUCUUCCACCACCAACACUGAUACUAUUGUCAACGCUCAGCUAGAGGAGAACCCAUGGAUCUCGACACUAGAAUGGGUUCCUCUCAUCUCCACGCCAAAAAGUCUCGCCGUCUACCGCUGUCUUUCCCGCAUCGAAACUUUCCCGUUGGGUGACCACUGCGAGUACUCGGCGCUCACGUUCCCGCUCUUCAUCUCCGGGUGUGAGAGUGAGAACGUAGCGGACAGAGAGGUUGUGCUCCGUUCUUUGGGCAAGCUACAGGAUAACUUUGGGAUUGGAAAUGUUAGGCGUGCAAAGGAGUUAUUGGGGAUUUUGUGGGGGAGACAGGAUGCUGCUCGAUUUAUUGGGAUGAGUCAGAAAAAUGUGCAUUGGUUAGAUAUUGUGGAGGAGCUGGGGUGGGAAUUGAUUCUUGCAUAG
Messenger RNA from Penicillium robsamsonii, 1731 nucleotides. RefSeq names its product Zn(II)2Cys6 transcription factor. Gene Ontology annotation, biological process: positive regulation of transcription by RNA polymerase II. The transcript has 5 exons. Gene Ontology annotation, cellular component: nucleus. Gene Ontology annotation, molecular function: zinc ion binding; transcription cis-regulatory region binding; DNA-binding transcription factor activity, RNA polymerase II-specific. The record is from RefSeq and is a predicted model, not a curated record. Bases 1 to 1731 code for a protein of 576 amino acids. Lineage: Eukaryota; Fungi; Ascomycota; Eurotiomycetes; Eurotiales; Aspergillaceae.